AUGAGAUCAAAAGCCUUUGUCCUGCUCUUGGCCCUGGCACUAACAACCAUCUUCAAUGUAAAAUGUAUCCCGCAGAGGAAGGAGGUUGAUUGCAGCUCUUUUAAAAAUUUACCAGCAGGAAAAGAGAGCAUUUGUUAUGCAUUAUAUGACCCAAUUUGUGGCUCUGAUGGCCGAACUUACAGCAACGACUGCAGGUUUUGUUAUGAAGUUGUGUAA
Trichechus manatus latirostris (Florida manatee) is the source of this 216-nucleotide messenger RNA. It is a transcript of the gene SPINK9, whose product is annotated as serine peptidase inhibitor Kazal type 9. The transcript is spliced from 3 exons. NCBI's taxonomy places the organism in Eukaryota, Metazoa, Chordata, Mammalia, Sirenia, Trichechidae. Gene Ontology annotation, molecular function: protein binding. Bases 1 to 216 code for a protein of 71 amino acids. The record is from RefSeq and is a predicted model, not a curated record.